CUGACACGAGAAUAGUUAUGUGACUUCAGAUUACGGACACUUUUGGGGAUUCUAUUUGCAAAAGAUACACCAGUUGUUAGUGAAUUUUUUCUCUGUCGUAAUUGCACACUCAAAAAUGGCUUUGCUAAUGAGAAACAUCUGCAAAGUUCUCCCAAAGGCUACCCAAACUGGUGCUGUGAGGAGUAUAAGUACGAGUCGAGUGCAUCAUCAAGAGACUCUCAUUGAACAAGAAGGUAAAGCUAAAUGUACUCUAAUUCCUGGAGAUGGUGUAGGACCCGAAUUAGUGGUAUCUGUUCAGCAAGUAUUUGAAGCUGCCAAUGUUCCUGUAGAAUUCGAACCAUACUUUUUGUCAGAAGUUAAUCCUACUCUCAGUGCUCCAUUAGAGCAAGUUUCUAAUAGUAUUGCAAGAAACAGAGUCUGUUUGAAGGGGAUUCUUGCUACACCUGAUCAUUCGCACACAGGAGAGCUUCAAACAUUGAACAUGAAGCUCAGAAAAAAUCUGGACUUAUACUCCAAUGUUGUACACGUAAAGUCACUGCCAGGAGUUAAAUCUCGACAUCAAAAUGUUGAUUGUGUUAUCAUCAGAGAACAAACUGAAGGAGAAUAUUCUGCUCUCGAGCAUGAAUCAGUAACAGGGGUCGUUGAAUGUUUGAAGAUCGUUACUGCCGAAAAAUCCCAAAGAAUUGCCAAAUUUGCCUUUGAUUAUGCUGUCAAGAAUAAUCGUAAAAAGGUUACAUGUGUUCAUAAGGCAAACAUCAUGAAGCUAGGUGAUGGAUUAUUUUUGAAAUCUUGUCAAGAAAUUGCUAAAUUAUAUCCUAGAAUCAAUUUCGAGACUAUGAUUGUUGAUAACUGUACAAUGCAAAUGGUCUCUAAUCCCCAUCAAUUUGAUGUAAUGGUGACUCCUAAUUUGUAUGGUAAUAUCGUUGACAAUAUUGCUUCAGGGCUGGUUGGAGGUGCUGGAGUUGUUGCUGGUGCAAGUUAUAGUGCUGAAUGUGUCGUUUUUGAACCGGGCGCACGUCACACCUAUUCUGAAGCUGUUGGUAAGAAUGUAGCUAAUCCAACUGCCAUGCUUUUAUGCGGUGUUAAGCUUUUAAAUCAUAUAAAUUUGAAACGUUAUGCUACACAAAUUCGUGAAGCAUUGAACCGAGUUUUGAAUGAUGGUAAAGUUCGUACCAAAGAUCUUGGUGGUCAGAGUUCCACUACAGAGUUCACUCAAGCUGUGAUCUACUGUCUUCGUUAAUGAAUUUAAUCGUGUAAUUGUACAAACAAAUAUUAUAUUCGUUUGAAAGAGAAGUUUAGGAGUAUAUAGAGAAAAUUGAACAGUGUAAUUUAAAAUAAAUAAUGUUGCAUCAAUUGUAGCUUUCUUAGAAA
Chelonus insularis is the source of this 1371-nucleotide messenger RNA. RefSeq names its product isocitrate dehydrogenase [NAD] subunit beta, mitochondrial (gene Idh3b). Gene Ontology annotation, cellular component: mitochondrion. Bases 116 to 1240 code for a protein of 374 amino acids. The record is from RefSeq and is a predicted model, not a curated record. Gene Ontology annotation, biological process: tricarboxylic acid cycle; isocitrate metabolic process. The transcript has 6 exons. NCBI's taxonomy places the organism in Eukaryota, Metazoa, Arthropoda, Insecta, Hymenoptera, Braconidae. Gene Ontology annotation, molecular function: oxidoreductase activity, acting on the CH-OH group of donors, NAD or NADP as acceptor; magnesium ion binding; NAD binding.